AUGCGACUCGCAUCAUCUAUCCUCCUGAUUUCCACAGCGGUUGUGACGUGCAGCGUAAUUUCUGCGAUUGCACUUCGUUCUGAGGCUGAGAACGGCGGCGAGAAGCCUGUCAAGCGGUUUCCGAAAACGAGCGACACCACGGACAACGAAGAUAGGAUGAUUAGCAUGCCUAACCUUGCGGCAACACGGGCGGGUGAAUUCUUGGCACCGAAAGGGGAGGUGAUGCUUGGUUACACCGGACCCGAUUAUCGUCCAGCUCUUGUCAAAUCUCUCAAGCAGUUCGAAGACGGAGCGGAUGUUCGAGUUUCCGAGAUUCUCGCGUACCAACAUCCCAAGAUCUCCGGCGCAGAUGUUCAAGCUUCCGAGAUUCAUGCCAACCAAGACCCCAAGAUCUCCGGCAGACCCGUGAUGGAAGAAGGUGGUGCGGCGCGGAACGGAGCCAGUAUUGAGCCUACCGGACAAGAACUAGAUACUCGGAAGAAGCUGGAGGUCAGAAAAUUGACAGUGAGGGUGAGCGGCUGGAUUGAAGAUGGGAAGUAUUCUCCCGAUGAAGUGCUCCAACUCCUUAAAAGAGAAUAUCUCGGGCCCAGCUUUUUCACGGAUUCGAUCCUCGGCACGCUGAAUCUUUUCAUCGAGCUACUCAACAAGAAGAAUGAGAAAACGGAAGGGUUCAUCAAGGACACUCUGUUAAAAGUGUUGUUGAGAGACUUUGGUGGGUACAGUCUCGCUCGUGUACUUUCCGUUGCCAAGACCAAAGCCGGCGAUGGGAAACUCGCUAAAUCGCUACAAACCGAGCUACUGCAGCAGUUGGUAGGCAAAAAGUAUUCUGUGGACGACGUCUUCAAGGGCAUGUGGACCAUCGACAAGUCAGUAGGCGUGAGGCUCCUUGCUUAUACCGUUGUGGACACGAUGAAGACAUUCAUCGGCUUGUUUAACAAGAAACAUCCGGAUUCAUCCGUAAACACGUUUGAGUACCUGAUGUCAAUGCUUAAGGGUGACCAUAUCCUUGGACUUCUGCUUCGUAAAGCAAAAGAAGAGAAUCACGAUGUUUUGAACCUUGAGAUGGAAUUACAUCACAUGUGGGCGGAUGAUGACAAUAUAGCGCCGAGAGAUCUCGCUCCUUACAUCGAGGAAAUGCUGGGUGAGGGAAAGCAGGCCACCAGGAAUACUCUAGAUAUGGACGUGUCGUCUAUCGUGCAGAAAAUGGAGAAGGACUACAACAAGUUCUACAUGAAAAAAUUCCCGGACGACGUAAAGAACCACAUGACUUUUGCCCAAUAA
Messenger RNA from Peronospora matthiolae, 1281 nucleotides. Lineage: Eukaryota; Oomycota; Peronosporomycetes; Peronosporales; Peronosporaceae. The record is from the annotation of a GenBank genome assembly.